Messenger RNA from Papilio xuthus (Asian swallowtail), 2488 nucleotides. It is a transcript of the gene chm, whose product is annotated as lysine acetyltransferase chameau. Bases 149 to 2488 code for a protein of 779 amino acids. The transcript has 11 exons. Gene Ontology annotation, molecular function: histone H4 acetyltransferase activity; chromatin binding; transcription coregulator activity. Lineage: Eukaryota; Metazoa; Arthropoda; Insecta; Lepidoptera; Papilionidae. Gene Ontology annotation, cellular component: chromatin; histone H3-K14 acetyltransferase complex; nucleus. Gene Ontology annotation, biological process: regulation of transcription by RNA polymerase II. The record is from RefSeq and is a predicted model, not a curated record.
GUUGGCAUUUGGGUCAGUGGACGCCGUUUAUGUAUUUAUUUUUGUUUAAAUCCAGUUACUUAAAAACAAAACAUAAAAUUGUCUCGCUGGAAUACGACAAUUAAUCCAAACCGUUGUUGAACACAACUACCCUACUCACUAAUUUAAAAUGACGAAUCUUGACGUCAGUAACAGUAGCACGGAUAGUAGCUCUGGAUCCACCUCGGAUUCCAGCAGCAGUGGGAGCUCUUCAACAAGCUCAGGGUCAGGUUCCAGUAGUUCUGACUCAGACUCCUCAACUUCUGAGACUCCAGCGGCAACUGCAGCAACAGUACCACCUAAAUCACCUAUGAAGCCAGCUGAAGAGGCCAAAAAGAAAGAAGAACAGAAACCAAGACGAGCAUCUAAGACGAAGACUUCAUCAAGCGAAGAAGAAGUACCUAAAAUACCAAGUCCAAAAGCCGCCCCACCAAGACGUAGGGCUUCAGCCAAACCUAAAGCAGCAGCUGCUGUUCUUGCAAAAGCAAAACCAGCCCCUCGUACCACAACAGGUGCCAAAGCGAAAGCCAUUUCGAAAACUAUACCCAAAUCUCAAAUAAAAUCUGAUAAUGCUUUGAAAAAGAAAAGCAUAUUUUCCCCAGACAAUAGUUCAGAAUCCGAAUCUGAGAACAAAGACAAAUUGAAAGCAAGUGCAAAAGAGUCCCCAAAUAAUAAAAAGGUAACAAGAAAGUCGAGCGAUGAGAAGGAAACACCAGCCACACAACCUGUGGUCCCUGCCACCGAAGAUACCACUGUAAAAGAGAAUGCUAAACGUAGAAGUAGUAGAAAUAGCGGUCCACCAGCAAAGAAAGCGGUUGAAGAUAAAAGCGCGUCAUCUUGUUCAUCCAGUCAAUCAUCCAUUGAAUCUGUGUCUUCAGAGAGUGAUAGUGAACCAACAUCCAAGAAAGAUAAUGCAAAAGCAAUUAAAACGAAACCUGCUACUGCAACUAGUAAGCAACAAGACGUAGCUACCAAAGGCUGUGAGGCUGGUGAAUCUGCGGCUCUUGGCGCGGUGCCUCGCAAGUUGACCAGGUCGUUCUCAGCGCGCGCAAACAGAAUGGCCACUGCUGUGAGACCUGUUCACACUGAUACUGAUUCAGAUGGAGAUGAUAAGAAUGAUAAAAACCGAGACCUAAAAAAGAACCUAAAAGGUCGUCCCCCAGCUAUACCACGUUCCCCAGUGGUAGCGGACACAGCCCCCAUCAUGCCUUCAGAGCGAUGUUGUCCUGUCCGAGGCUGCGACUCCACAGGACAUUUGGGUGGGAAGGCUCGUCGUCACUUCACGUGGGACGCGUGCCCGGUGUACCACAACGUGACGGCGGCGUGGUGCGUGGCGGCGGGCGAGGAGCGCGCAGCUGCCGGCGCCGCACGACGCCGCGCACUCAACGCGCUGCACCAGCGACCCCGCGCCAUGCCCACCAUCGAACAGCGAGCCUAUCAGCUCAAAGUUAAAGACUUACGUUCCAAAUGGAAAGGCAGUCAAGAACUUCGGGAGAAGCUGGCCGCGUCCAGUGAAGAGAUGACGGAGGAGAGAGAGCCAGUGCUAGAAGGCUUCGCCCCUGACUACGACUUGCGCUUGUUCCGAGAGGCGCAGGCUCUCGCCGCUAUUAAAAUUGAAGAGGAACUGGGUGAUCUGCCUUCUGAUAAGGGCACAAGAUACGUAGUGAUGGGCAAAUACAUGAUGGAGGUGUGGUACCAGUCCCCGUACCCGGGGGACGCGGCGCGCGUACCACGUCUGUUCGUGUGCGAGUUCUGCCUGGGACAUCACAAGUGCGCUGCGGGUGCAGCACGACAUCGUACCAAGUGCGUCUGGAGACAUCCGCCUGGUGAUGAGGUAUACCGCAAGGACAAGCUGAGCGUGUGGCAGGUGGACGGGAGGAAGCACAAGCAGUACUGCCAGCAGCUCUGUCUCCUCGCCAAGUUCUUCCUCGACCACAAGACGUUGUACUACGACGUGGAACCCUUCCUCUUCUACGUAAUGACCUGCGCAGACCACGAGGGAUGUCAUAUUGUAGGAUACUUUAGUAAGGAAAAGAAUUCGUUCCUGAACUACAACGUGUCUUGUAUCCUCACUCUCCCGCCAUAUCAGAGGCAAGGUUACGGCAGACUACUCAUCGAUUUCAGUUAUCUGUUAACAAAAGUGGAGGGCAAAGUGGGCUCGCCUGAGACCCCGCUGUCGGAUCUGGGUCUGAUAUCGUAUCGGUCGUACUGGAAGGAAGCCCUCCUGAAGAGGCUGUGCACGGCCGCGGGGCCCUCCCUCUGCAUCAGAGAUCUCAGCAAGGACCUCGCGAUCGCCUCUUCUGAUAUAGUUUCCACGCUGCAGGAGCGAGGCCUCAUGAAGUAUUGGAAAGGAAAACAUAUUGUGCUGAAAAAACAGGAUGUGCUGGAGGAGGUGACGCGUCGUGCGGAGCGCGCGCGCUGCGUGGAUGCGGCGUGCCUGCGGUGGUGGGCGGGUGCGACGCCGCGCUGA